Messenger RNA from Impatiens glandulifera, 1028 nucleotides. RefSeq lists its product as uncharacterized. The record is from RefSeq and is a predicted model, not a curated record. The transcript is spliced from 4 exons. Lineage: Eukaryota; Viridiplantae; Streptophyta; Magnoliopsida; Ericales; Balsaminaceae. Bases 1 to 615 code for a protein of 204 amino acids.
AUGUUGUGGGCUUUAAGAGAAGAAGACCGUGAAUACUUUGAGUUAGGGACGUCGUCUCUUGAACAAUACAAGCUUGCUUUCGAAAUCUUGGAGGAAGGUGGGAAAAGUAUUUGUGCAAAUCAAACAGAGUCCAAGCAGACAAAUCACAAAUACUUAGGGGAUGCUUGGUACGUGGUUUUUGUACUCAGGAAUGGAAAAGGCCCCCUUACUCUUUUCCUCUUCUUCAUCAACGGUCUGCUCUCUCUCUCUAACAAGAAGAAAAGAACAAAACUGCUGAUUUCCCGAAUCAAUAUCCUUUGGACGCGAGGAUCACGAGGCCACAGCCAGCAGAGAGAGGACAAAUGGAAGAGGGGUGCUGUUUAUAAACAACCCCAAUAUGCACCAGAAAAGGGGGAGGAAAUCGCUGGUUCUUGGUGUAGUAGUUCAAUGCUCGAGAUCAAAGGGAGAUGGGCGAUUCACGAAGAACAAAGGGAGAAGGUGGGAAGGCAGAUCGAGAUCAAUGCUCGACUUUCAGAAAGGGUCCUCAUCACAUCCCAACUGUUGAGCAGUUCCUUCAUCGAUGAAAGAAUUAGUACUCCCGCUGUUUAUCAGAAUGGUAAUCUUCCUUUUCUUUAAAUUGUCCUAAAAUCUUGAGAGUAGAAUUGUUGGCUGUGCAAUUAAGGAUUUGUACUGACAGUUCACCUCCAUCCGUAAUAACUUCUUCUUCAGUUUCUUCCUCCAAUUUCUAGUUCACCGUCUAGACCUUCAAUGCUGAAUAAUUGUCGAUUUGUGCAUUGGUGUCCUCGGGUAUACUUCUCGUCACAUUUGAAACAAAUUCCUAGUUUUUUCUUUUCUCUAAUUAAGGCCCAAUUGACAUCCCGGGUAGUAGGUUCUGUCUUGGAAGUUAUCCAUUUGUCUUUAUUCCCUCCAUUAGUAUAGUCAUGCCAUGCUGUCUUUGGGUGGUUUGAUCGAAUAGUUUCUCUCGUUGUUCGUCCAGUAUUUUUGCUUCUUGGAUAAUAGAGAUAGAAAUUCAUCUUUUUUCUUUGCCA